Molecule: messenger RNA, 1207 nt
Organism: Sipha flava (yellow sugarcane aphid)
Lineage: Eukaryota; Metazoa; Arthropoda; Insecta; Hemiptera; Aphididae
Exons: 4
Molecular function (GO): protein dimerization activity
Source: RefSeq, a predicted model, not a curated record
AGGUGACAAUGAAAAUAUUGGUCCACCGCACAAUGGUAACUUUAUGAUGUGUCUUGAAUUGAUCGCUGAGUUUGAUCCUUUUUUGGCCAAUCAUUUAUCAAAUUAUGGUAAUCCUGGGAAAGGUCACACUUCUUACUUAUCUCAUUCAACUUAUGAACAAUUUAUUAAAUUGAUGGCAUCUAAAGUUCAAAAUAAAAUAGUCGAAGAAGUCAUAAGUGCACAAUAUUUCUUUAUAAUUAUUGAUUCAACUCCAGAUAUUGCACACGUUGAUCAACUUUCUUUUAUAUUAAAAGGUCAGUCAUAUGACAACGCGAAAAAUAUGUCUGGUCUUUACUCAGGCCUCCAGGCUAGAAUUAAAGAAAUUUCCCCGUUAGCUGACUUUGUUCCUUGUUCAGCACACUCUUUGAAUUUAGUAGGAUCAUGUGCAGCAAGUACCCAUAAUGAAGCUCGUGGUUUGCUUAAAUUGAUGAACCGUUUUGAAGUUACCUUUAUGUCAUUAUUUUGGGGUGAUUUACUUCAACGAUUUAAUGUAGCUAGUAAAUAUCUACAAUCUGUUAAUAUUGAUGUAUGUACUGUUUGUGAUCAAUAUGAAUCAUUGAUAAGAUAUGUCAUAAAUCUACGUUCAGAUGAUAUGUUUACACAUUAUGAAAAACUAGCCUUGAGAAUGUGUAAAAAUAAAUAUGAAACAAUUUAUAAACGUAUAAAAAGAAGGUCAAAAUAUCAUGAUGAAACAACUAAUGAUAAUAAAAUUAAUUUAGCCGGUAGCUUAGAAUUAAAAGUAAAUACAUAUUUUGUGAUAUGUGAUUCUUCAAUAGAAGAAUUAACAAGUAGAAAGUUAGCUUAUGAUAAUGUGAUCUCAAAGUAUAGUUUUUUUUUAAAACAUACCAAGAUAAAAUCAUCAGAAGUUCGUGUUUCAGCGGAACAUUUGUGUUCAAUAUAUAAAAAAGAUUUAGAUGUAGUAUUUAUUAAUGAAUGUGUUCAUUUCCAAAGUUACAUUCAAAGUAAAAAAAAUCCUCCAACAACUAUAAUUGCUAUGAGUUCUAUGUUAAAAACAGAAGAAUUAGAAGACAUUUACCCUUAUGUGAGUAUUGCUUUACACAUGUUUUUAUGUACUCCGUGUUCAAAUUGUACUUCUGAACGGUCAUUUUCAACUCUACGUCGUAUUAAAUCUUAUGAAAACCAGGGUAAAGGUGAAAACAACAAGUAG